AUACUUCAUUUUUGUAAGACAGCUGCGCGCCCCACUGUAGCGUUUCAACUGUGCAAUUAUGGGGAAAGACGUUAAAUAACUCAAAACACGCAUGUUAGGUUUGCAAUUCGGUUUUGAAAUAUAAAAACGCAUAAAAACGUUUAUGCUGAUGAAAACCGAUCUUUUUUAACUGUAAAACGUGUCCUUUUUAAGAGUACUCGCCUGCCGUCUUGGAUCUCAAUGUCAAGUCGAACGAAGAGUCGGCAUUAAUUGACUUCCAGCUCCCCGCUUCGGAAAUCGACAGAUCCCCGCUGAAAACGCGAGUACGGGUGGCCUAGCCAGACAGUAGAAGUUGGAGGAACUGUCGAAGUUGUGUUUUAUCGUUUCUUUUAACAGAUAUUUUAUUUUUUCCCACGCUUACCGGAUGCUACUAAAAUUGUGAACCGGACCAACGCCAUGUCUCUAGUGGUGCCUUCCGCCUCCGCGCCGAUCCUGGACGACAGGCUGCCGGUGACCCACGCGACUCUCCUCCUCGCGCUGCUCCUACCCUGUGUCGUCCUGCUGCUUGUCCUGCACUGCAUCACUCUGCUCUUGAAGCUGCGGGGCUACCGGAGGAAAUGCCGCAGGCGACGGCGCCCCAGGAGCACCUCCUCACAGUCCUCGGACAGCGGCGUGCAGCAAGAUGAAGACUACAAAGUGUCCGAGACGCCGUCGUUUCCCAACCAUGAGAGCGUCCCACCACCUGGCCCGGGGCCUGGAGCUGGCCACGUACUGCCUGCGUCAGCGUUCAAUACCCUGCAACAGCCCCCCAGUCGCCAGUCCGGCGCAGCCGGGAGGACCUACAAACCGGACGGAACCGCCGGGGACGGCUCGGCAUCGUUCAGACCGCCCAGCACCAUCCUGGCCGCCAUGUCUACUACGGCGUCCACCACCAGAGCCGAACUGCCUCAACGAACCAGCGCGUACACCCACAGUUCAGCCGAAUGGCGACGUGUGCUCAUGCAGGGAAUCCCAAUAGGCUCAAGCGACUCAGAGGUGGAGCGGGCACAGAGGGUGCCGCCGAAUUCUCCGGCGGUCCCGCUGCCACUACCGCCACCGCCGCAUCGGGACAAACCUAAAAGAAGGGGUAUGCGCAGGAGCAGUACAAUGAGCCUGCAGAACGAGAGACAUAUUGUCAUCAUGAGUCCGGUAGACUCGAUUCGUUUUGAGUACGCAAGCAGCAUUCCUCACGAGGAGACGCAGUUCAUCAACUCGGGUAACGCGUCCACGCUGGGCCCGGGCUUGGACAGUGACUUCGGAGCUAGUGCAGGGAUUUCUUUACGUAUCUUAUCAUCGGACAGUGAAGGCUGUGCCAAUGCACUCUGGGCAUCAGGACUAGAAUGGGAUUACUAUGACCCAAACUAUAAGAAGCGCAACCACAUGAUAAAGCAGAUGCACCAUCAACUUCCCGUCGUCUGCACUAAACAGUACUGGGUGUAGCCGUGCGUGGAUCACAGGUGUUAUGUUGUGACAUUCUGCACUGUCACUUGGGACAAUGUGACACUUGAGGACCAGAAGAGCACACACACAGUUGGACCUACUCACACAAGCAGAAAUAUGAUGUCACUGAGAGGAUGUACAAUACGUUAGGAAUAACAAUGGAGUAUUUGUUUUUGCCGGCACUGUUCUUUUUCAGUCACUUGAAGUUUUGAUUUAUUCUGUAACUAUCUGAUUGUGUGUUCGCAGUCACAGGUUUGCAUUUCUUUUCACAGUUUUCUGUUUAUUUCAUACGAGUACAAAUAUUUUCCUUUUGUGCCACUCACUUUAGUUGUAUAGCAAAACAGAUCUGCGAGAUUUUCAGUAUUAAGAAUUUUUUGUUGAGCACAAAAAAAAAAAUAGGAUUUAAAUUGCAUAAAACGUCACGGUUUUAUUUUCAGAAAAUUGGCAAAAGCAGUGAUAAUUUA
Erpetoichthys calabaricus (reedfish) is the source of this 1922-nucleotide messenger RNA. It is a transcript of the gene hwa, whose product is annotated as huluwa. The record is from RefSeq and is a predicted model, not a curated record. The transcript has 3 exons. Lineage: Eukaryota; Metazoa; Chordata; Cladistia; Polypteriformes; Polypteridae. The coding region runs from base 436 to 1458 and encodes 340 amino acids.